Messenger RNA from Sinocyclocheilus anshuiensis, 1335 nucleotides. RefSeq names its product CD81 protein-like. The transcript is spliced from 8 exons. The record is from RefSeq and is a predicted model, not a curated record. Bases 132 to 833 code for a protein of 233 amino acids. NCBI's taxonomy places the organism in Eukaryota, Metazoa, Chordata, Actinopteri, Cypriniformes, Cyprinidae. Gene Ontology annotation, cellular component: plasma membrane.
AGUCGACUGAAUCCAAGCAGCAGCAACACAGACGGAGAUUGGAGUUCAGUCUGCGCGAGCGCUGCAUAACGGCUGCUUCAUCGAGACACUUCUUUAACCGGGUUUAAAAACAUCCUCCAGAAACCGACACCAUGGGCGUGGAAGGCUGCACGAACUGCAUCAAAUACUUGCUCUUCUUCUUCAAUUUCAUCUUCUGGCUGGCUGGUUGUGUAAUCUUGGGGGUUUCACUCUGGCUUCGUCAUGACAAUAAAACAAGCAGUCUUCUGGACCUGAAGUAUGAGGGCACAGAAGCACCCAGCACCUUCUACAUCAGUGUCUACAUCUUGAUUGCUGUUGGUGCUGUGAUGAUGUUUGUUGGAUUCCUUGGUUGCUAUGGAGCCAUACAGGAAUCCCAGUGUCUUCUCGGAACAUUCUUUGCCUGCCUGGUCAUUCUGUUUGCCUGUGAGGUUGCUGCUGGAAUCUGGGGAUUCAUGCACAAAGACAAGAUCUCCAAAGAUCUGAUCACUUUCUAUGACUCUGUGUAUGACAAAGGCGUUUCAAUUACAAACGGUGAGCAACAGCAGGCUGCCGCUACUGUCUUGAAGGUCUUUCAUGAGACUCUUCACUGCUGUGGCAAAGGAGGCAUUUUUUCAGUUACUGAAAUGUGGAUCUCAGACAUCUGUCCUAAAGACAUGACAAUUCCUGAAAGCUGUCACUCCAAGAUCAAAGAGCUUUUCUCUGAGAAGAUCUAUUUGAUUGGCAUUGCUGCCUUGGUUGUUGCUAUCAUCAUGAUCUUCGAGAUGAUCUUCAGCAUGGUGCUUUGCUGCGGCAUCAGGAACAGCCCUGUUUACUGAAACAGAGGGGCAAGAUAAUUACCUUUAAAACAUCAGCCAAAAAAAAUAUUUUGUUUUAUAUCUACCAUUGUUUCUUAAUGUAGUCAACCUAUCCAGUUCCCGAAGUCUCAGAACAAUUUGUGUGCAUUUUUUGUUCAAAUGUUGCCGUGGAACCACCAACAACUAGUCUGCUAUUGUUCACGCUGUAGCUGGUAAAGACCAGUUGUGAUCUGUAGACUUACACACACAGAGUACAUUAUCACAUGAAGAACGGAUACAUUUAUUUGCUUGUAGUUAUAUUUUUUGUGUACACUGUUAAGUUCUGCUAUUGCUAUUGGUUAAUAUCAUUCUUUUCGUAUGUACAUGUAUAAACUGUAUAUAUUUGCAGCCCUGUAUGGCUCUUAAGCAUGAAUCUCAUAUUGAACACUCCUGUCCAUCUUCCUCUCUGAGACUGCUGUUUGUAUGUUCACGUUUCUUCCUGAGAAACCACUAAAUAAACAGUGUUAGCUAGGUGAUAGAGAAA